Molecule: messenger RNA, 1058 nt
Organism: Lates calcarifer (barramundi perch)
Lineage: Eukaryota; Metazoa; Chordata; Actinopteri; Centropomidae
Product: chromodomain-helicase-DNA-binding protein 2
Biological process (GO): negative regulation of gene expression via chromosomal CpG island methylation; DNA methylation-dependent constitutive heterochromatin formation; lymphocyte proliferation
Cellular component (GO): nucleus; pericentric heterochromatin
Molecular function (GO): ATP binding; chromatin binding; ATP-dependent chromatin remodeler activity
Source: RefSeq, a predicted model, not a curated record
GCAGAGCGGUAACGUGGAGCCACAAAGAGGCCGACUUUGUAUGUCCUCUUAUUUUUUAGAUAAGGUGUAAUUUAGGAGUAUAACGGGAUACCUGCAGUCCGGCACGGCACUUUCAGAAAUCUUAAUCAUAUCGUAUGUUAGUUCGGUAGUUCGAUUACUUAAAUACUUCACAGUUAGCUUGUGAUCGGCUGAGUGACUCGCUUGUGUAACUUGCGACAAGUGGUUAUUUCUUUUGGUGACUUGUAAAACGUCAACUAGGUACAUCUCUAUCUCCCCGCGACUUCACAGCUCAAUCGCCUGCUUCGCUGUUGGAAACAAUGAGCUGCGUGAAGGAAGAAAGUCGUAGUGCGUCCCCUCACUGCCCCAAACCAGAUGAAUCUGAAGAGCCACUGGGCACAACCAUGGAGACCAGAGCCGCCAAUGAUGACAUUGUGAAAGCUGAGAGUAUGACAUCUGAAGUUGUUAUCACAAAGGAAAUGGAGGAAGAAGAGAAGCAGCUGAUGGAGGAAGGUGAAAGGAAAGAGAGGGAGAUGAUGGAAAAGGCUCGGGAAUCGUGGCAGAGGGAUUCUCAUGGUAUGCGGUUUAAGAGACUGCAGCAUCUGCUUCAGAAGAGCAACAUCUACUCUAAAUUCCUGCUGACCAAAAUGGAACAACAACAGAAUGAGGAGAAACUCAGAAAGGAGAAACUGGAAAAGAGGGCCAAGAAGAGCACAAACAGUGCGGAGCCUGACAAAGAUAAAAAGAAGAGGAGGAGGGACGAAGACUACAAAAUAUCAGAUGUCAUGUCAAAAGAAGAAAUCAUGUCGCAAACUAAGAAGGCAAAAGUGGAAGAGGUGGCACCGACCCAGAAAAAGUUAGAGGCUGAGGAUAUUGAGAAGAUGAGUGACUCCAACCAAGACAUCAAGAACCGCCUGUCAGAGACGGUGCGAGACAACGCCAAGCAUCUCCUGCAUCCUCACAGGAAGGUGAACGGCCAGCCGGUCCCCACCCAGCAGCCACAGCUCUUCACCGGAGGGGUCAUGAGAUGGUACCAGAUUGAAGGCAUCGAGUGGCUGAGG